CAGGUAGAUUAAUUCUCCGCCUCCCCAAUCAAGGUAGACUCAGACAGAUGAUGAGUUCGUUCGAUCCACAGACCCAGUCCUCCUCUUGCUGUAGCCCCCAGUUCCCCAACAUUGGUCAAGAACCACCAGAGCUGAACAUCUUUUGUGAGAGCUUCUUCCAUCAGCAGAAUUCCCAGAGACCGUCCAGCUAUGACCUGGAGGACUACAGCGCGACUGGUAACCCCUACCUUUGGUUAAACGGACCCUCGAUGAACACAUCACCUUACUUGGCAGGAACCAAUUCCAGCCCCUUCAUCCCCCAGUCCUAUGGGAUGCCAAGGCAGUUUCUGCCCAGCGGCUCGGGUUUGGGAGGAGCAGACUUGGGGUGGCUGUCCCUCCCGAAUCAGGAAGAGCUGCUGAAGCUAGUCAGGCCCCCCUAUUCCUACUCAGCACUCAUUGCCAUGGCCAUCCACGGGGCUCCGGAGAAAAGACUCACGCUCAGCCAAAUCUACCAGUAUGUGGCAGAUAACUUCCCGUUUUACAACAAAAGCAAAGCUGGGUGGCAGAAUUCCAUCAGACACAACCUCUCUCUGAAUGACUGUUUCAAGAAGGUGCCGAGAGAUGAAGAUGAUCCAGGUAAAGGCAAUUACUGGACCCUGGAUCCCAACUGUGAAAAGAUGUUUGACAACGGAAAUUUCCGACGCAAGAGGAAGAGGAAAUCGGAUCCCAGCCCUAGCGGUGGGACUAUUGGAUCAGAGAAACCUGACGACAGUACUUCCAAUAGUCAGAAGACAUCGCAGAGUCCGGGGGUCCUAGACAGCCCCUCCAACGCAACAGACAGCUCUCUGGAAAAGAGAUCGCCUCCCCCUGUCUCCGCUCCUUGCCUCAACAACUUCAUAUCCAGUAUGUCUACCUACAACAAUGGUGGCCAUUCGGCAGGCAGGCAGGGACCAGCGAGUGAUACCUCACAGAGAAUGGGACAGAAUAUGAUGGGCUUUAGCACGUAUUCACCCUCCAGUAAUAUCCUGGGUCAGACUGCGUCCGAAUGGUCUGACCCAGGAGCGUCAAAUCGCUACGGCUACUCCUCGGUCCUCAAUCAAUUUAACAACCAUUUCUACAGCAGCAUCAAUGCAAACAGUCUGCUCUAUUCCAGGGAUGGGACAGAGGUAUGAAGGGAAGAUGCACAGAAUGAAGGAUCAGUUGUAAAAUAAAACCUCUUAAAAGGGCCCAUUUAUCACGUGUAGUUGUAUGGGCAACACCUUGCUACAUUUCAUAAACUUUAAAAUUUCAGUAUUCUAACUUAUAAUUGUGACAAUAAAUAGGAAUCUACUGAACUUUAAUCCAGAUCAGAAAGAUCAGGCUCGGAGAGUCUGCUGAUGGGAGGGCUGCUGAAUCAAGGGUUGGGUUUAUUAGAUUGGAGCAUUUAGAAAGGUAUAAAGUGACCUGUUCCUGGGGUAUUGGUUCAAGUGGGCUGUCUGACUCAUUUAACAACAAGCAGGAGCUCAGUUCAUUUUCCUUCUCUGGUCCAGAAAAGCUGAAGUCAGUUGAUGCAUCCCUACUGCUGUCCUGGUUAAGUUAAGCAAACUCAGGAGAAACUAGGGAUCAGGUCUGUAUUGGUGUGUUUCACUCUGGGCGCUGGCUUUACAAACUGAGCCAUCAGGGAACUACUGUACGUCAAGAAGUAUCUGAAAAGAACUCUUUUUAACUUAAUUUUGUAUACUUUUUUUNAGCUCCUGCCAGUUUUAGUAA
This is a messenger RNA of Callorhinchus milii (elephant shark), 1728 nucleotides long. Its product is annotated as forkhead box protein I1-ema. Gene Ontology annotation, molecular function: RNA polymerase II cis-regulatory region sequence-specific DNA binding; DNA-binding transcription factor activity, RNA polymerase II-specific. Gene Ontology annotation, biological process: anatomical structure morphogenesis; regulation of transcription by RNA polymerase II; cell differentiation. The record is from RefSeq and is a predicted model, not a curated record. Bases 48 to 1151 code for a protein of 367 amino acids. The transcript is spliced from 2 exons. Lineage: Eukaryota; Metazoa; Chordata; Chondrichthyes; Chimaeriformes; Callorhinchidae.